This is a messenger RNA of Tribolium castaneum (red flour beetle), 2404 nucleotides long. Its product is annotated as zinc finger protein 883. The transcript is spliced from 6 exons. Lineage: Eukaryota; Metazoa; Arthropoda; Insecta; Coleoptera; Tenebrionidae. Gene Ontology annotation, biological process: regulation of transcription by RNA polymerase II. The coding region runs from base 523 to 2238 and encodes 571 amino acids. Gene Ontology annotation, molecular function: DNA-binding transcription factor activity, RNA polymerase II-specific; RNA polymerase II cis-regulatory region sequence-specific DNA binding. The record is from RefSeq and is a predicted model, not a curated record.
UUGCAAUUUUCUGAAUGACCUCCUUGAAAGUGUCAACAAUUUUCCACUCUCUGAUUACAGGAAAGACAAAAUAAAAUCCAAGUAUGAUGAAAUUUAUUCGCAUAUUUCUCUCUUAAAAGCAAUCUGCGUAAUAAAUCUAGGAGAAACUUGAUUUUCCGUCAUUGAACUGUAAUUGCCGCAAAUACCGCGCGAUCAAAAACGGGUUGCUAGAACUGAAUUUUGAGUUAAAUUGUGACGACUAAACAACUAAUUACUAAUAACUUUGUAUCUUUGUACCCAUUAUGUGUCAGAAAUGGGGUAAACAAAUUGGAUAAAUGGUAAAUUGUCUUAGCAACACCCUGUAGAUUGCCUCUUAAUUGGUGUGCGCCCUCUGUGGACACGUCAUCUUGACAGUACAGUUCUCUACAUGUCGAUAUAACCUCACUUUUAAUUGUCAUUUUUGACGUCUCGUCUACAGUUUUUUUUAUCAUCAUUAUUAUUUAAUCAAAUUAUUUAGAAUUUUUUGUACGAAGUGAGUAAACAAUGCGCCACGUGCGCCUCCCUGGCCAAAACAUCAAAAAACUAACAUUUCGUUCCCAGAUUGGUGAAAUUUUGAAGGAAUUGAACAAGACAGAGGGGCCACAAAAUGACGAUUCGAAGCCGAGCUGUUCGUUCGAUGUUGCACAAAAACGUCGAUAUAAUAUCAGGGCUCGUAAAAAAAUGUCAUACAUUGAGAAUCUCUCCGUUAAAAAAACUACCUACAAGUGUAAAGUGUGCAGUUUUACUGAAAGGACGAAAAAAGUGAUGUUGAAACAUCUGCAGACACACGUCGGGGCCCCCUUGUCUUGUUUCAAGUGCAAAAAAACGUUCAAUGGCAGUGUGGCGUACAAGUGGCAUUUGGGGCACUAUUGCACCCCCGUGUUUUACGACAAGUGGAAAUAUAAGUGUAGUUUAUGCCCUCGAGAAUUUGUUUCAAAAAGAACAUUAGCCAGUCAUUUACAAGGCCACAAAAGAAAUAAUUGUGCCUACUGUGAUAAAGUAUUAACUCGAAGAGUGCACUUAAUCCGACACUUGUUAGAAGUUCACUCAAUUAAACUAGAAAGAGAUACGUACAAGUGUGAUCAUUGUGAAAAAAGGUAUAUAAAAAAGUGUUCAUUAUAUUAUCACUUGAAACAACACCUUCCAGACAAAUAUGUAUGUCUGGAGUGUGGCAAAGUUAGCGAAACAGUUGAAGAAAAUGAAGAACACAAAAAACAACACGAUUUACAAAAACACUUCAAGUGUGCAAAAUGUGGCGAUCGCUUCUCCCGACGUCAACAAUAUUUAUUUCAUUUAAAAAGGCAUAAUCAAUACAAAUGCGUGACUUGUGACGAAUUUUAUGCCUCAAGAACCAAAGUAAUCAAGCACAAGCAACAAGGGCAUGAAGUUGAAGGGCUAAACCCCCGUUUUAUAUGCCCUCACUGUCCGGUGGCAUUUCACCGAGAAACCCGCUUUCACAUCCACAUGCGUAAACACUCAGAGGAUAAUCGCAGUAUCAACUGCAAAUAUUGCAAGAAAACUUUUGUUUCGCCCUACGCCUACUACAAGCAUUGUAUUACGAUAAAUCACGAGAAGUUCAGUCCGGAAAUUAACGACAUAGCGUGCGAAAAGUGUGGCAAACAUUUCGCCAAACGCUACGAUUUGAGACAACACUUGUAUCGAGUGCAUAAUACGUCGAAACAAUUCGUUUCGUGUCAAUAUUGCAACUACAAAACUGUUCAUAAGUGUAAUAUGGACCGACACGUGGCGUUACAUUUUCGUAAAAGCAAUCAAUACACGUGCGAAUAUUGUGGGAAAAAUUUCGACAGUAUCGCCAACUUGAACGACCACAUUACCUACAAUCACAUACAGACUAGGCAGUUCAAAUGCGAUAAGUGUGAUAAGUCGUUUAAAAGGAAUUCCGAAUUGGCGCGGCACCAAGACAGCCAUUCGGAUGAAAGGCCACAUGUUUGUACGUUGUGUGGCAAGACGUAUAAGAGGCUAAAUCAUUUAAAAAGGCAUGAAAAGCAGGCACAUCAUAUUGUUAAAGAAACCAGAAGGAUUAAAAAUGUGUCAGAAGAGCAAAAAUCCGAAUCGAAUUGUGAAAAUUUGCCCGAAUUGAAUUAUUGGAUCGAUAGUGAGGACCUAUACAGGGUGUAUAAUGAUGUGUCGUUAACUUAUGGCAUGUGUGAAGGGUUGGAGGGCGCAGACUUGGCGCAAAAUGAAAACAACUCGUGUUAAAAAAUCAAAGUAUUAAUUAUUUGUACAAGGUGGCUCAGAAAUAAGGAAAUAAUCAACCGUUUAUUUCGUAGCAUUGGAACUAACUCGAUUAUUUCUGAGACAUCUUAAUUAAUAUUUAUUUUUAAGUAAUGUUACUAAAAAAUGAAUAAAUAAAGAUUUGAAAAUA